AUGUCAGCUUACUGUUAUCAAUCAGACGAGGAGCAGAAGAGCAAAGUUGUACCAAUGUUUGUGACUGAACAGGAUUGUGCAAUUCGCGAAAAUCCGCUCGAGUUCACAUACGUUUAUUCAUAUUUUAUCCGGCCUGCUGGAAAAUUUGAUCCAGAAGAAUACGCUCAAUACGUACAACCAAUAGCAGCCGUGAACUCAGUUCAACAGUUCUGGAGAGUGUAUCGACAUUUGAAGAGGCCAUGCGAUAUUGGUGACAAAGUCGAUAUUCAUUUCUUCAAGAAAAAUAUCAAACCUGUAUGGGAAGAUCGCGACAACGUCAAGGGUGGUAAAUGGAUCUUGAGACUGAAGAAAGGGUUAUCUUCUCGAGUUUGGGAAAAUCUUCUUCUCGCCAUGAUCGGCGAACAAUUUUUAGUCGGUGAAGAAAUCUGUGGAGCCGUCUGCUCAAUCAGGAACCAGGAAGAUAUUGUUUCUCUGUGGAACAGGACCGCUUCUGACGUUGGAGUUACUAAUCGAAUCAGAGAUACGCUUAGACGAGUAUUGAAUCUACCCAUUAAUGCAGUUCUCGAAUAUAAGCGACACGAUGAUUGUCUGAAAGAUCAAAGCAGUUACCGUCACGCUAAUGUGGGGGUUCCCCGAAGAGUUUAA
Messenger RNA from Auanema sp. JU1783, 645 nucleotides. NCBI's taxonomy places the organism in Eukaryota, Metazoa, Nematoda, Chromadorea, Rhabditida, Rhabditidae. The record is from the annotation of a GenBank genome assembly.